Molecule: messenger RNA, 489 nt
Organism: Fonsecaea erecta
Lineage: Eukaryota; Fungi; Ascomycota; Eurotiomycetes; Chaetothyriales; Herpotrichiellaceae
Exons: 1
Coding region: 1-489 (162 amino acids)
Source: RefSeq, a predicted model, not a curated record
AUGAAAUCCCGUUGUGUCCUCUGCAACAGAAAUUUUUGCAAUGAGGAUGCGCUGGAUCAGCAUUUGCGCGAUUCACCCGCGCAUACCUCCGUCAAAUGUACGGACUGCCGUCGAACCUUCGGCAGCGAAGAGGCUCUCGAGCAACACCGGCGAGAUUCUCCCAGUCACCGGCCGAAUCCGGAAACCCCUUUGGACGCGUUCUUCCGAUCGUUCUCGACCUUUGACUACGAUCCUUCUCUCCCUCCGGCCACGUCCUAUGCCAGACUGCGAAGACACGAGCGUUGGGGACGUAAUGACGCCGCGUCGAAGGAUGCUUGGGAGAGAUAUCAGCAUGCAUUGGAGGUUGAGUUGCGCAAGUGGUACGGUGCCGAGGACGAUAUAACUGCGUGGCACGCCUUAUGUCGCGCCAUUGGCGUCGAGUCGCCUCCGGAAACUUGUGGGCAGUGCAAACAUGUCAGUCCAUGCUUUAAAAAUGUUGACUCGUGCUGA